CUUAAAACAAAGAUCAUCUAUGCACGGACAGCAGGAGUCAGGUUGUAGGGGGAUAAUGUUGUGUUUAUAUUUCCAUUGUGUGACAGGAUAAUGUGUGGGGUGGAUGCAACAGGUGAAAUGAGAGUAUUUCGCAUGGGGAUGUUUAUUCACGAAUUUGACUGAUUAGUGUCAUGGGAAUUUGUACGCGGAGAUAUUUUCUACUGACAAUAUGCAUUUUACAAUUGGUUUCAACAGUUGAACGUCAAGUUUUCGACUUCUUGGGUUACAUGUGGGCACCAAUUCUUGCAAAUUUUUUUCAUAUAAUAUUUGUGAUAUUUGGAUUUUUUGGUGCUUUUCAGUACAGAUCAAAGUAUCUUAUAACGUAUACUGUUUGGAAUAUAGUGUGGAUUGGCUGGAAUGUAUUCAUCAUCUGCUUCUACCUUGACGUUGGCAUAUUGGACAAAGAUAGUGAUGUGUUAAAUCUUGGAACUGGCAGUGUUAGCUGGUGGGAGGUAAAUGGAGCUGGUUGCAAACCUGUUUAUCCCACAAAUCUUACUGCUGAGGACACUGAUGUAUUUCGACCUCUAAGACCAGAAUAUGUUCCUGGUUGUUUCCUUGACUAUCAGUAUGUAGAAAUCUUGCAUGCUUCGGUGCAGUGUUUAUUAGCGGUUCUUGGCACAGUUGGUGGCAUAUUUGUUUGCCAUAUUCUCUAUGAAGAUGAUGAUAGUUCCCAAGUUAACAGUUCCUAUGGAAAGAAAGCAAAUAAUGGAAACCGAAACUCUCUUUAUUCAAUUGAAUUUAGUUCUCCAGAUAAUAAUGCAGAUGACAGUGUAGAAUAUGAUGAAACAGGUCAGAAUGGUAACUCACACUUAUCAGCUCCACAACUUUCUCCACGUCCCAUGACCCCACGCAGAGUGAAACGCCGUAGUGUAAUUUCGCGUGGUUCCACCAGCCGUAACUCACAGCAAGAUAAACGGGGUAGUGUGAGGCAUGGAAACACAGUGCGCUCCUCAGUUAGAUCUUCAGGACGGCGGCCGAAACUGCAACACCAGAACCCUGUGACUCGUUUAAUAGAGCAACAGCAGAGUUUGCAGCAACAACAGGCUCUAGGAGACUCGUCCACAUCAAAUGAUUCUCAUCGAUUGAACAUGUUCGACCCUGCAUCCUCUCAAGCAGACUUGUUGAACAGCUCACAGUGGCGGAAGACUGCUGGUCACACAAACCCCUUGUAUCAGCAGAGUUCUAUGCAGUCAUUAAAUGAGGAAGAAGAUUCAUUCAACAGACCACCUUCAGCAAGAUCGAGUUACUCAAACUAUCAUGGAACACGUCCCAUCAGUUGUUAUGUAGGUUCAAGUGGAAUGAAUUCUUAUUAUGUGCCAGGACAAGCAACAGCUCAAGUACCUGUCAUAAAUACACACCGCCGUAGCAAUCGGUCAAUACCAAAAAGUAGCAGACCGAGUACUGAAUUUUUGAGUUGUGGUCCACCAGCGUAUCAGUUGCAAGGUGCCAUAGACUCUGAAACUGUUAUAUAAUUUUUUUCUUUUAGCACAAAAAAUGUAAAGCAAGCCUUCACUGCCAGAAACAAAUGUGCCUCUUGUAACUGGAUGUUGUGAAAAGUUAAUUUUAUUUCUCUAUGGAACUGUGUACUGCAAUUAUUCACGCAAAGUGCUCUUGUAUGUAAUUGAUUUGUAUAUGCUGUGUGUACAGUUCGAUGAAUGUUUGGCUCAUCAUACAUAUAUUUUGGAGCAUUAA
This is a messenger RNA of Schistocerca piceifrons (Central American locust), 1731 nucleotides long. RefSeq lists its product as uncharacterized. NCBI's taxonomy places the organism in Eukaryota, Metazoa, Arthropoda, Insecta, Orthoptera, Acrididae. Gene Ontology annotation, biological process: regulation of sodium ion transport. The record is from RefSeq and is a predicted model, not a curated record. Bases 171 to 1511 code for a protein of 446 amino acids. The transcript has 6 exons.